AUGAGUCGAGGAAGUGGAGGCGGCUACGAUCGUCACAUAACGAUCUUCUCUCCCGAAGGUCGUCUCUUCCAAGUGGAGUACGCUUUCAAAGCCGUUAAGGCUAGCGGAAUCACCUCCAUUGGUGUGCGCGGAAAUGACUCUGUUUGUGUAGUUACUCAGAAGAAAGUUCCGGACAAGCUUUUGGAUCAGUCAAGCGUGACACAUUUGUUUCCCAUUACUAAGUAUCUUGGACUAUUGGCUACCGGAAUGACAGCUGAUUCAAGGACCUUGGUCCAACAAGCCAGGAAUGAAGCUGCUGAGUUCCGUUUUAAAUAUGGAUAUGAAAUGCCUGUUGACAUAUUGGCCAAAUGGAUUGCAGACAAGUCUCAGGUUUAUACACAGCAUGCAUAUAUGAGACCCCUUGGAAUAGUUGCAAUGAUAUUGGGUAUUGAUGAGGAGAAAGGACCUCAGCUCUUUAAAUGUGACCCUGCUGGCCAUUUUUAUGGUCAUAAGGCAACAAGUGCCGGAUCGAAAGAACAAGAGGCAAUUAACUUUUUGGAAAAGAAGAUGAAAAAUGACGUUUCAUUUUCCUAUGAGGAAACUGUGCAGACAGCAAUUUCUGCUCUGCAAUCUGUUCUACAGGAGGAUUUCAAGGCCAGCGAGAUUGAGGUGGGUGUCGUGAGGAAAGAAGAUCCGGUCUUCAAAGUUUUGUCGACUGAGGAAAUCGAUGAGCACCUGACUGCCAUUAGUGAGCGCGACUGA
Molecule: messenger RNA, 741 nt
Organism: Fraxinus pennsylvanica
Lineage: Eukaryota; Viridiplantae; Streptophyta; Magnoliopsida; Lamiales; Oleaceae
Source: the annotation of a GenBank genome assembly